This is a messenger RNA of Cottoperca gobio, 1721 nucleotides long. It is a transcript of the gene spns3, whose product is annotated as SPNS lysolipid transporter 3, sphingosine-1-phosphate (putative). The transcript is spliced from 13 exons. Gene Ontology annotation, biological process: transmembrane transport. Gene Ontology annotation, molecular function: transmembrane transporter activity. Bases 157 to 1713 code for a protein of 518 amino acids. The record is from RefSeq and is a predicted model, not a curated record. NCBI's taxonomy places the organism in Eukaryota, Metazoa, Chordata, Actinopteri, Perciformes, Bovichtidae. Gene Ontology annotation, cellular component: membrane.
AGGCAUGUUAGAGCUGAGUCCUCUGUUAGCUUCUUCAAGCCUCAGAGUCACACAGGAAGCAACACCGUACUCUGACAAAUGCAAAUAUGGAAUGAACUGAUAAAAUAACAUAAACAAGACAUCAUCAACAAGCAAGUGAAGAAAGAACUGCUCACCAUGGAGCCAACGGACAGACCGAUACCUCGAUGGAGUGUGGGCUCCGGCUCUGGACUACCUUAUGGCUCUUUUAUGAACAGCCUUUCAUCACUUACACCAAAGGCAGAGGAAAAGGAGAAACCAGCCAUAUCACAGAGAAGCGCCUACAUAGCUGUAGCUGUGCUUUGCUACGUCAACUUGCUCAACUACGUAGAACGGUACACAAUAGCAGGUAUCCUACCCAACAUUCAGAGGUUCUUUAAUAUACGUGACAGUACAGCUGCACUUAUACAAACAGUUUUCAUCUGCAGUUUCUUGCUUUUGGCCCCUCUCUUUGGUUACCUCGGGGACCGCUACAACCGGAAAUACAUCAUGAUUGGUGGUUUGAGUGUGUGGCUUGUGAUGGCAGCCGCCAGCUCUUUUGUGACUCAGUCAUACUUCUGGCUUCUGGUGCUGUUGCGAGCCAUGGUGGGGAUAGGGGAGGCCAGCUACUCUACCAUUGCUCCUACCAUCAUUGGUGACCUCUUUGUUGGGACUCAACGGAGCAUGAUGAUCUGCAUCUUCUACCUCUUUAUCCCUGUCGGAAGUGGUCUUGGAUACAUAACAGGGGCAGGGAUUACUGCUCUUACAGGAAACUGGCAAUGGGCUCUCAGGAUCACUCCUAUCUUGGGUGUGGUGGGACUUGUCUUGCUGUUUUUCUUAUGCCCUAAUCCACCCAGAGGAGCAGCAGAAACCCAGGGAGAGGGAGUUACAGGGCAAAGCUCUUACCUGGAGGACGUCAAGUAUCUUUUGAAAAAUAAAAGCUAUGUGUGGUCAUCAUUGGGAGUGACGGCUACGGCCUUCCUCACCGGAGCCCUGGCUUUCUGGGUGCCAACUUUUCUGUCCAGAGCUCAGGUCAGCCAAGGACUGCGACCAGCGUGUGUCGAAGAGCCCUGCGACUCCACAGACAGUUAUAUCUUCGGUGCUGUGACGGUGGUGACGGGCGUUCUGGGAGGAUGUCUUGGCAGUGGUUUAUCUAGAUGGUUAAGGGUAAAGGUCCCAAAUGUGGACCCACUCAUCUGCGCAGUAGGCCUGCUGGGAUCGGCUCCCUGCCUCUUUAUCAGCAUCUUUGUGGCAUCUGAAAGCAUUCCUGCCACUUAUGUAUUCAUUUUCUUUGGUGAAAUAUUGAUAUCACUGAACUGGGCUGUCAUGGCUGAUAUACUGCUGUAUGUUGUCAUACCAACCAGAAGGUCCACAGCUGAGGCUCUCCAGAUUUCAGUCGGUCAUCUCCUGGGUGAUGCUGGGAGUCCUUACCUAGUAGGACUGAUCUCUGACAGUAUUGGCAAAUCGAAUCCUGCAUCUCUCAAUUGGAGCUUCUACAGUCUGAAGUACAGCCUCCUGAUCUGCCCGUUUGUUGGGAUUGUGGGUGGACUGUUUUUCCUCAUGACCUCCCGCUACAUUUCUGAAGACAGGAAGGCAGCUGAACAAUUGGUUGAAGGAUAUCCCCCACCACAGCAGGAUCCUGCAGCUGAGCCCCCAAUUGAACUAAGCAACGGGGACAAAAGUAACAAUGAAGUUAAUGAAUCUGUAAACAUUUGAAGUUAGGU